AUGGGAAGUCUGGCCGACACUGUCGGUCGGAGGCCGGUGUACAUGGUUGCAUUUUCGAUAUAUAUCCUGGCCAACGUCGGGCUAGCGAUUCAGCGGUCGUUCCCGGCGUUGUUGACGCUGAGGAUGCUGCAAAGUGCUAGAAGUUCAGGAACUACAUCGCUCGGUUAUGGAGUGAUUUCCGACAUUGCGAGUCCGGCUGAGAGGGGAUUUUAUGUGGGGAUGCUUCUUCUGGGACCGAAUGUCGCGCCGCCUAUUGGGCCUUUACUGGGAGGAGCAAUCGCCGAUCGUCUAGGCUGGAGCUAUAUAUUCUGGUUCCUUUGCGGACUGUCUGGGCUGUGUCUGCUCACAAUCACCCUCUCUCUGCCCGAGACAGCACGGUGCAUAGAUGGCAACGGGAGCAUCUCUGCAAGGGGGAUUAUUUACAAACAAUGGCUACCUAUACUUCGACAUGUAGCUGUCAGAAAUCCUGCUGAAGUUCCUCAAGAACGAAGACAGCCACUCCGUCGCCUUCCGAAUUCAAUUCGCUCUCUGCGAAUCCUUCUGGAAAAGGACUCGGCUAUCAUCCUGUUCUGCAACGGCAUCUUCUAUGCGACGUAUUGCUGCCUCCAGGCUUCGUUGUCGUCGUUGUUUAUCGCACUCUAUGACUACGGGGAGCUGCAAGCGGGACUUGUCUACAUUCCCUUUGGGGUUGGAUGCUUGAUAGCAUCAUUAUUGUUAGGAAAGCUCCUGGACCAUGACUACGCACGCGUUGCCAAAGCCCAGAAUGCCAGGGCUGGAAAUACAAGACCGAACGAACUGGAAAACUUUCCGAUCGAAAAGGCCCGGCUGAGGAGCAUCUUCUAUCCUGUUAGCGUCAGCGUCCUUGUCAUUAUUGGGUACGGAUGGGCGUUGGAAAAGAGAGUCAGUCUCGGAACCCUUCUAACAGACAUCCAUCCCACGACAUCCUCAACCGCCGCCGCAGCAGCAAAUAUUGUUCGCUGCCCGCUUGCCGCUGGAGGUACAUCAGUCCUGCAGCUCCUCAUUGAGUCCGUUGGAGUGGGAUGGUGCUUCACUCUUAUCGGGGCUGUUUGUGGACUGUGUAUCCCUUUGCUGGUAUUCGAGCGAGAGAGGGGUGGGAAAUGGAGGAUGGCUAGAGCCAUCAACACUGAUCGUACAGGAUUAGAGUAG
Rasamsonia emersonii CBS 393.64 is the source of this 1167-nucleotide messenger RNA. Its product is annotated as Major facilitator superfamily transporter. Gene Ontology annotation, biological process: transmembrane transport. Bases 1 to 1167 code for a protein of 388 amino acids. The transcript is spliced from 5 exons. The record is from RefSeq and is a predicted model, not a curated record. Gene Ontology annotation, molecular function: transmembrane transporter activity. NCBI's taxonomy places the organism in Eukaryota, Fungi, Ascomycota, Eurotiomycetes, Eurotiales, Trichocomaceae.